Messenger RNA from Geodia barretti, 210 nucleotides. NCBI's taxonomy places the organism in Eukaryota, Metazoa, Porifera, Demospongiae, Tetractinellida, Geodiidae. The record is from the annotation of a GenBank genome assembly.
UGUGACGACAUUAUCAAUGGGAGGGACACCCAGGUGAUUGGCAAUCACACCAGGAGUGGGUCCAAUACGGAGGCCUCACUGUACGAGGAGCCACUGGUGUCUGCGCCACAGUACGACAGCAUACUGGGAUCACAGCAUCAACAUGUUUACGAUGCCCUAAUGAGCGCCGAGUCCAGUCAGCCACCGGUGUUCUCUCAUCACAACUCCCCC